CCCCUACACACGCAACUGCAAAACGCAGUGUAAUUGGACUUGAACACGCGCUGGAAGCUCUCACGAUCGCUACGGACCCUUUAGACGCCGUCGACGGGGACCUCGGGGCGCGAAGUGUCCGGAGAGAGCAGCGCACGCUCUGACUGCCACUCGCGCUGCCCAGCCGACGUCCGCGCUCGCUUCCGUCUCUGGCCGCGUUGUCCAUGGCGUACGGCCGCGCAGCGAUGCGCGUCCUGCUCUGCGUGGCGGUCGCGGCCUGGACUCCACCCACGAAACACAUGCGACGCCCAACCGCGCUGCACUUCACGAGCAGCGGCAGGGGUGCGCGACGCCCGACCGCGUUGUACGUCGAGGUCUCGCAGAUGCUCUACGAACAAAGGGAAAAGAGCAUUGAACAAAGAGGUGAAUUCGAGGAGGAGCUGAUUGGCAGUGGUGGUACUAGUCUAGAAGCCUGCGCUCCUUCCAAGCUCGUGAGCGAACUGUUAAGCGAGGGUGUAGGGCGAUGUGACAACGUCCUCGACCCGCAGCAAGCCGACGCGCUCAAGACCUUCGUCAGAGACGCACUAAUUAAAGCAGAGCGCGACACGAGCAAGGGCAAAAUUCCGCAGAAACACCGCUUCGCCGAGGUGCUCCUCAAGGAGAACCGGCGGGACUUCCUCCUCCCUCUAGAUGAUGAGAAGGUCCUCAAUGCAGCUAGAACUAUAGCCCUGUCGCCGAUCGGCGACGCUGUGGAAGAGAUUCUUGGUACGGACGCCGUCGUGCACGAGUGCAGCUGCCUGAUCUCCGACCAUGGAAGCCCGAGACAAGUGCUGCACCCGGACACCCCCCAGCACGAGACCGGCGAGACGCCGCUCUUGACGUGUUUCACCGCAUUGCAAGAUGUCAGUGAAGAUAUGGGUCCCACGCUCUUCCUCCCGAAGACGCAGGACAAGGUCAGCCACCUGCGCUUUUUCAAUGACGUGACCAAGGAUGAACUGUUGAAGGAACACUCCUCAAAUCGCAAGGUAGGCCUGCUCAAUGUGGGAGACGUCUCGUGCUUCGAUUCUCGCACUUUACAUGCGGGCACGGCGAACCGCGCUCCAGGAACGCGCCGCGCGAUGUUCUACCUGUCCUUCCGCAAUCCGCGCAUCAGCGAUCCCGGGAAUCCACCAUCACUCAGACCGUGCUUCACGAACGGCCUGACCCUGUCCGAUUUACGCGGUAACAGUGCAAAGAAGAAGGCCAAGCUGCUGGCCAAGGACGACCCGCGGCCGGCCGGCGGCGGCAAGAAGAAGAAGAAGCGCGCGGGGUUCGCGAGUAGUCGAUAGUAGUUGUAAGGGUCCUAUAGAAAU
Molecule: messenger RNA, 1331 nt
Organism: Pelagomonas calceolata
Lineage: Eukaryota; Pelagophyceae; Pelagomonadales; Pelagomonadaceae
Source: the annotation of a GenBank genome assembly